Molecule: messenger RNA, 1083 nt
Organism: Paramecium tetraurelia
Lineage: Eukaryota; Ciliophora; Oligohymenophorea; Peniculida; Parameciidae
Exons: 5
Source: RefSeq, a predicted model, not a curated record
AUGACAGAAUAAUUGAACGGUUCUUUUGUUAAAUAAGAAGAAGAGAUUAUCUAAUCAAAAAAAGAGGAAAUCUUAUAGUUCUUUGAGCAAUAGGGCUAUAAACCUAAUUCUGUGUUUGAUGAUUAACUUUGGUUUUUACCUGAAAUCAAUAAGAGUUAUGAUCAUAUUUUGUGGAAAAUCAUUAAUGAUGCCAUUGGUUAUGAUUAUAAUAAAGACGAUCAUUUCGCAACAGAAACAAAGAUUGAGGCUUUUGUUCAGAGGUUAUUGGAUGAAGCUUAAAUGAUACAUACUAAAGUAGUGGAUUUAAAAAAAAAUAUUGAUUCUUAUAAAGAUGAAAUAGAAAAUUUUGACAAGUUUUUAAAGAUAAUUGAAGCUAAUAAAACCGAAUAUAAUUAAGAGAAUGCAUUCGUAAUAUCUUAUGUUGAUGAAAAUAAUUAAAUAAAUGAGAUUGCAAAAUUCUACAGUAUCAAAUAUAAGUUAGGCACAGCACUCUAGAAUUACUAAUUAUUAUACCCUGAAAACUCGAAUCGCUCUACCUGCAUUUCUAACGAUCAUUCAAUAGAAUCAAUCUCUCUUAUUGUGAUGGGAAGGAGAUUAGAGAAUAAAAUCGGAGAUGCCAGAACCUCAGGAGAAGAUUAUAAAGAAUUAGCUCAAAUCAAAAUACCAAUUUAAGAUAUAUACUAAUAAGUAAGGCCCAGACAUUUUGCAUUACCCACAAUUCCCCAAUGCUAUUUGACAGUUAAUUACUAAGAUUAAAGUUUAGAUGCAUCAUUUUGUGAAAAUGUAACAAUUAAUUUACGUUUUGAUUUAAGAUUGUCUUAUUUGUAUAGAAUUCUAAUUAUUAAGGAUCAGAAAUAAUAUAGGACCUAACUUAUAGAAGCAAAUGAAGACAAAUUUUAAUAGCAGUUAGGAUUGAUGUAGCAAUUAUUAUCUCCAUUUAAACAAGAACCUAAAUUGCAUUAUGUGCCAACCAAAGGCAUAGGGUUAUAAUCGGAUUUUAAGGAUGAUAAUAGAGAAAACUUAUAAGUUUUAGCAGAAAUUAAACCUCCUAAAGAAAGAGAAUCUUGUUGCCUUAUCUGUUGA